GAGCAAAUUGUUUAGAUGUAUUAUGUCCAAAACAUUUCGACAAUGAAAACUUUAAAAAGACUGGCUAAAUGAACGUGCUGGACAUAACGUUUUAGUUAUUACUCAUAGACUGUAAUUAUGAUAUUCCAUGUUACAAUUACGCUUUACUUAACAUUUCAGAUAGUGACUGGAAGUCCAACAGUUAGACACAGUGAUGAUUUGGAAAUCGGGCGCGCAUCAUCUGUAAAUUCAGCUCCCAUUAGCAGAUCUAGGAAUGUAAAAACUAAUAAACCAAUAACGGCCGAAGAAAUUAAACCGUUUAAACUUCUUACAGGAACACCUAAAAAAGUACCGACAAGAGGAGUUACAAAGCCUAAAGUAGCAGCUAACAAUUAUAAUUUCCCUAUCAACUCAAUGCAACAAGAAGAACCUACUCGUCCACAAUAUCGUUCCCGUGCUUCAAAUGAUGAAAUUGAAAAAUCAGAAAAAGCAAAUCAAAAUUUAGAGAAAAUGAUACAGUUUAUGACAGUAGUAGGCCACGUAGACCGUUAUUUGACAUCAAGAGCUAGAUCAUUAGUUACCACAUUAGGAAAAGCAAUGGAAGAACAUUCAGAUGAGCACCGUCAUUAUGUAAGAGAAAACCGUGCAUUGGAUGAACGCCCUGAAGAACAAUACUAUCAUCCAAGAGAAGAUCAUAUAAAUCGUAUGAAUACCAAAUUUAGUGAUUAUUAAUUUUAUAUUUUCUAAUUUAUUUACCAUAGUUUGUAUAGUAAAUGUAAUUUUAUUUUUUAUAUAAAAAUAUUUUUUAAUUAACAAAACUUUUUUAUAAAUAAAAUAGAGUAUUACUAUAUUUGUAUACUAAAAAUAAUUUGUAUUAUAAAAUAAAGUACUUCUAUAAACAGUA
Molecule: messenger RNA, 883 nt
Organism: Daktulosphaira vitifoliae (grape phylloxera)
Lineage: Eukaryota; Metazoa; Arthropoda; Insecta; Hemiptera; Phylloxeridae
Exons: 3
Coding region: 118-711 (197 amino acids)
Source: RefSeq, a predicted model, not a curated record